GUGAAGUCACCCUUCCCGGAAGUCCAUCACAGGGAGGUGUUUCAAAACCAUUUGUGAUGAUGAGGCUACUGAAGAGCAGAGGAGAGAUUGGGUUAGGACCUGACCUCUCCUACUUUCCCCAGAAAGCUCCUGUUCCAAGUGUGGGAAACCUGCCAAAUCUGCAUCUUCCAAAACAACACAGGAACUGGAAUUCAUGGAGAGUCAUUUCUCAGCGGACUGCUUUCCCCAGAGAGGCACGCCAGGCUCCACCGGUUGUGAAAGUGGUCGGUAGCAACAUCUCCCACAAGCUGCGGCUCUCCCGGGUCAAGCCGACGGACGAAGGGACCUAUGAGUGCCGGGUCAUCGACUUCAGUGACAGCAAGGCGCAACAUCACAAAGUGAAGGCCUACCUGCGGGUAGAGGCAGAGGAGACCAGCGAGCCACACGGCCACCACUCCCCGACAGGGCACCUGCAAGACACCCAGCUGCUGGGGUUGCAGCUCUCUGACCACAGCAAACUGAGUGGCUCCCACUCACAUCACCAGCACCACCACCACAAACCAGGGAAGGAGCUCAAGAAACGCUCCGUGGACGAUGCUUCCUGUGCCCUCUAGACUGGUUUGCAUUCAGAGUGAUGGUACUGAAUGGCCUGACGGAGUUUCUCCCUCCUCUACAGACACACCCACACAUGCACACCCACAUGUCCCAUCCCAUUUGGUGAUGGGAACAUGAUAUCUCAGUGGCCAGAGCAGUUUUGGCCCUGGUUGCUGGAGAAUCAGUGUAAAACGAAUGCCACAAACUAGAGUCAUCCCCAUUCGCAUGAACCCCUCUGUCACCAUCCCUUCCACUCGGCCAUAUAGAUAUGUAUUUUUAACAUUCCUUCUAACGAUGAAUUCUCCCCUGAAUGGACAAUGGGCUGCUUCUGGGACUCCGAAGGCGAAAUGGAGUCACUCCAGGGUGGAUUUAGACGGAGGAAGCCCGGUUUGUCAGCCUGGACUGUUUCACUGGCUGCUUCUCCUGGCUGCCUGUAACCACAGGAGUAGAGGAGGGCGUUUUCCCAAGGGAUGCAGCUGCAGAUACAACCUUGGGACCUGUGGUGGCAUCCAAGCAGGACUGUCAUCUCUGUUUGUCUUUUGGAAGUAUUUAGGGUGCCCAAACAUGGGCCUGAGGUCACUCGCCUUGCUGUGAGGAGAUUUAAUUCAAAGUCGGGACUUUCCCCAGCUUUGGGGACAUCUUAAGCCACAUCUGGCUGACCCUCACCGUCUGUAUUGCUAGCUUCUUAUGCCAUUUGUGAACCCCUCGGAGAUUCUCAGCCUAGAGUCUUUGUAAAAUGAGAUUUCCGACAAAUACUGUUUAGACCAUUACUUUUAACUCACUCGUAUCAAGCUGUGUAACUAUGAAAUUGAUGGCUGUAUAUUGUAAAUAUAACUGUUUCUCUCCCUUUUAUUGCCCCACUGCACCCAGGACAUUGACUGGGUCCCCGUGAGUUUCCCAAGAAGACACAUCACCCCUGUGCACUCAACACAACAUCUGUCAGGUGAAAAUAAAUUUUCUUCUUUAACAUUAAAUGACUGAGUGUAGAACAAGCAGUAUGCACUUGGGGAUCUGGUCACUGGAAAAUCCUGUCUUUAAAAAACAAAACAAAAUUGAUGGCUCCUUAUGACUCCCGAACUUACAUAGAGAUUUCACAAAUGUCAGUGUUCUUUUUUUAAUGUGACACUCCAACCUGUGUCCCCAGAACGACACAUGUGGUAUAUUCUAGUGAUGCUGUUUAACCUGGUACCAGAGCAAAAUAACAUGGUGGUACUUUGCCAGCCUGAAAGGUAGAUUUGGAGGGCAUGUCCAGGACCUGUCAAUCACCAGCUAUUGCGCACACAGAAGGGGAAAUAGGAGAGGUUACCCUGGAGGGUGUGGAUAUAUUCUCAGGACUGCCUCUUACGAUUUUUUUUAACUUGGGUAAAAAAAAAAAGCUUGGGAACAUAUGAGGCUUCUGCUUUUUUAUGCAGUCUCAG
Molecule: messenger RNA, 1991 nt
Organism: Rhineura floridana
Lineage: Eukaryota; Metazoa; Chordata; Lepidosauria; Squamata; Rhineuridae
Gene: VSTM2L
Product: V-set and transmembrane domain containing 2 like
Exons: 2
Coding region: 57-593 (178 amino acids)
Source: RefSeq, a predicted model, not a curated record